AUGAAGUUGGCCAAAGUUUUAAGUCGACAAUAUCAGCCAGGCUGUGACGGUAAGAAAGCGGAUUAGCGAAAUCUUUCAUCGGAGGGUAGUAUUUGUCCGAUGAAUACUUGCGAUUUCGACCUCCGGUGGCGCGAAUGUACAAAUCUCCUGUCACCGAGAUAGUCUCUUAGUGGUGUUUGCCAAGGACUUGGCUUGGUCGACUGUACGAAUCGGGAUUUCCUGGGAUUUCAACAAAUUGUUGCGUCGAACUCGCCUCGCCCGGUUCCUGUCCACUUUAACGACCAACGUUGCACGUCGAAUUUAUUGCCCCUGUGCGCGAGAUAUUUUUAAUGGGGCCUCCGAUAUCACAACGACAAACUUUUCAUUUAAAGGAGGUAAAGUAGUCUUGUUUUGUUAUAUUGUAACGAAACCAUUCCAAACUAAAUCACAUUUAACGUCCAAUCAGAUUACAGUCGUCAACAAUGAUUUCAAAAAUUCAGCUAUUUAUUUUAUUUUGUUGCUUGAAACGAUCUACACAAUCUUUAUCGACGCUCCAUACAAGGAAUAA
This is a messenger RNA of Heterotrigona itama, 547 nucleotides long. The record is from the annotation of a GenBank genome assembly. NCBI's taxonomy places the organism in Eukaryota, Metazoa, Arthropoda, Insecta, Hymenoptera, Apidae.